UCUAGUUUUACUUUAAAAAGUUGAUCUUAGGGGUGCAGCUCAUGCACAAAGUUAUCUGUAGGUGGACUGACUGUUGAAAGUGCAAGUUAAAAACAAAGACAGGACUAGUAUUCUGUUUAUUCACUGAUAAGUUAGCAAACUUAAUUUUUUCUCAAACAGGGUUUGCCAAAAAUGUCUUUCUGAUCAUUUUCUAUUCCACUGAUUCAUGAGAAUUUGCAAUAUUACGUGUCCACAAGGUUGAUGUAGGAUGUGAUUGACAGUUAGGAAAAGUCCUCACAGUUCAGAGGUGAUGUAGGUUCAAGAAAGGCAAAUACUUACACCUGCCUCUGGUGUCUUCUGCCAUCCGGCAGAGCUAAAGUAAAAGCCAGAUCAGGUUGCCUCUGUGUGUCCUGGUUACAUCUCCUUCACUGGUUGGGCUGUUUUACCAGCUUAGAGUUUCACUCUUAUCAGCUGGCUCACAUGUCCGGCUGCUGACUAUGUCCUGACUCCCAGAGGCCCUCUCGCUGAGGCAAAGCAACAUUGAGGAUCAGCUUAUCUGUAGCAAAAUCUUAUCAGGUCCACCGGCAGAGAGGAAACACUCCUGACGAGGAAACAGAGCAAACUGUGCAGGGUUUCCGACUCUCCUGGCACUAGAUAGAGCUGCUUGGACACUGCAUAGAAGAUCAGCUUGUAACAGUAGUGUCAGUGAUAGUACUGUAGCCUGCGAUUCAGUUUUCUGGUAGUGUUUGUCCACUCAUCUAUCUGACUGUCAGCUAGUCUGACAAUGUGUGCCUGCAAGAGAGAGCAACCAAGAGAGUCUUUAACCUUGAUUUGCAGCAGACUUGCCCUCCACGCUCCUGAGAGCAGCAGGAGUGUUGACAUGGACUGCUCCUCCUCCCACCCUUCAUCUCUUUCUAUCUUUCUCCAGAAUGUCUUUGCCCAACUCAGAGAACGCCUCCACCCUGGAGAACGCCAUGCAGCUCAUGAUCCAGACCUUCCACAAGUACUCUGGAAACGAGGGCGACAAAUACACGCUGAGCAGGGCUGAGCUCAAGGAGAUGCUUACCGCGGAGCUCGGCAACUACCUGGGGAAUGCUCAGGAUAAGGAGGCCGUGGAUAAGGUGAUGGGAGACCUGGAUUCCAACAACGACGGGGAGGUAGAUUUCACUGAGUUCAUCAUACUGGUCGGAGCUCUCACUGUGGCCUGUAACGACUUCUUCCUGGAGUACAACGAUAAGCCAGAGAAGAAGAAGUGAGCCAGCCCUCGGCACAAGGACGUCCACUCUGCAAACCCACACACUCCAGGGAGGAAACAGUUAAGACAGGAGAGAAGACCUACGAAGGAUAUCCUGUCAUGGACUUCACGUGCACAAAUACAUGCACACACACACGUCUAAUUGUCACUCCGGCAGUAAAUGUUGGGUGUUUGUGUAUUUGUCCGCAAUGUCCAAUCCAUCAAUCACAAACAGUAUUUAUCGCUAUGUGAAAAUCUGGAGAGUUUAAAUCAAUUUCUGCACCUGACAUUGUUGAUCAUGUGACUAUAUCACUCUCUCUUUUUCUUCCCAUGCAUUUUGUAACACACUCAA
This is a messenger RNA of Chelmon rostratus (copperband butterflyfish), 1565 nucleotides long. Its product is annotated as protein S100-A1-like. Lineage: Eukaryota; Metazoa; Chordata; Actinopteri; Chaetodontiformes; Chaetodontidae. The transcript has 2 exons. Bases 909 to 1235 code for a protein of 108 amino acids. The record is from RefSeq and is a predicted model, not a curated record. Gene Ontology annotation, molecular function: calcium ion binding; transition metal ion binding.